AUGCAAUUUUUUGACGCUGAAAGUCAUUCAUGCAAAGAUUCAAGUCGCCGUGCUGGAAGUGACUUAUCGCUUAAAUUGACAUCACUGGAACCAUUAACUCAAUUAUCUCAAACAAAUGAUGACCUUCAUCAGACUGAUCACCAGGAUCAAUGUUCCUUCUUGGAGGAUUCCAUUAGAUGCUCAGUUUUGAAUAUUUCUAAAAUAGCGCCCCUCGAAUGCUUUCGGUACGCAUUCACCGCAAUUACGAUUGAACGAUUUAUUGCUAUGUGCUUUUAUCAUCGUUAUCAAGAAUGGAAAUAUCCAAUUGCGCUUGCUUUCAUACCUUUGACGUGGGUUCAAUUAGCAUUAGGCAUCAAAAAUGCAGCAGCAUUGGUACUCCACCAAGGUCAGAAAACUAACAAAAGUUUUUGCUCUUCGGUCACCAUCAGUCCAGCGAAGUAUAUAAAUUUGAUAUUGGAAAUACCGCUGCUAAUUUGCAUAUUCUUUCUGCUUCUGAUAACACGCAUAAUCAGCAAGAGAAAAAUGAUACUUCAAAUGCGAGUAUCAAUGGAUUCAUUAUCAUCACGUUAUCAAAUCCGAGAAAAUAUGAAAACAUCAAAGACGGUGUUUAUAGCAACCAUAAUGUUUAUCAUAACUUCCCUCCUCAAUCUGUCAGGAGUAUUCUUGUUGAUACAUUUUCUCUCGGCCGACCUCUUGUAUUUUGCAAUUUUGAAAGAAAUCGUAAGUCUUUCGUUUGCAAUAUUCAUCAAUGCCAUACCGCUUUUACUGAUCGUCAGAGUGGGACGUAUGCAUGAUCAGAUCAUUGAAUGGUUACUUCCAUUUGGAUGCGGUCGAUCUAAUAGAGUGGGACAUGAAUUGUCAGGACAACGACAAAUGGAUAUUAUGAAGCAAAUGUGGGAAAAAGAAAUUCGCAGAUGA
Molecule: messenger RNA, 918 nt
Organism: Cercopithifilaria johnstoni
Lineage: Eukaryota; Metazoa; Nematoda; Chromadorea; Rhabditida; Onchocercidae
Source: the annotation of a GenBank genome assembly